AUGUCUACGACUCAGAGAAGUGAGGGAAUGAAUGCCUUUUUUGAUGGAUUUAUCAAUUCUACAACAACACUUCAACAAUUUGUGGUCCAAUACGACAAUGCACUUAGGGUAAAGGCGCAGAAGGAAAUAGAAGCCGACUUCUCCUCCAUGAACACCACUAUUGCAUGUGGUUCUCAAUCACCAAUUGAGAGACAAUUUCAAGUGGAAUACACACAUGCAAAGUUUGAGGAGGUCCAAACUGAAUUCCGUUCAAGGAUGAAUUGUUUCAUCAAAGUCACCUUAAAGGAGGACUUGUGGAACACUUACACUGUUAAAGAAGAACGAAUGUGGGAGGGUAAUCGUGUACCAGAUAAAUUUUACAAAGUUGAAUUUGAUCCCAUCACACAGACAACCACUUGUUCUUGCCAACUCUUUGACUUUAGAGGAAUUAUAUGUCGCCAUUCCCUCUUGGUAUUUGGUCAAGAAGAUGUUUACAGUGUUCCCUCACAAUACAUUUUGAGGCGCUGGAGCAAAAACAUUCGAAGAAGACACACACUAAUAACAACAUCGUAUAGUAAUUCCACAAAUGAACCACGCAUGCAAAGAUACAAACUGUUGUGCAAACGUUUUUAUGAAAUUGCUGAAGUUGCAUGUGAGUCUGAGGAAGCUAGUACUGAAUUGGAAAAAGAACUUCAUUCUUUGGGUACAAAAUUUGGGUUCAGUUCUUCCAUGACAAAUAACAUCAUCAGUGAUGCAGGCCAACUAAGAUACGAUACUGGUGCAUCCACGUCAAAACCACUUAGUGCAGUUGGAACAUCUGAUAUCCUUGUACACAGUCCUGCAACUGUUAAGCGAAAAGGACGUCCACGCACAAAUAGGUUGAAGUCCACUGUUGAGAAAAAAACCAAAAGAACAAAGUCAACUUCAUUCACAAACACUUCAACACCACCCACCGAACAAUGCGAAGAAAGACCAACUAAUGUUGUUGAUUGUGAUCACCGUGAACAAUUUCAAGCGGACACUAUCCAACUAUCACAAGAUACCGAAAUGGGUCAUUUUGGAUUUUUGUCUUUGUUGUCAGCUGUACAUAACAAUUUGGAUAACAACAUGAACUGA
Molecule: messenger RNA, 1095 nt
Organism: Vigna angularis (adzuki bean)
Lineage: Eukaryota; Viridiplantae; Streptophyta; Magnoliopsida; Fabales; Fabaceae
Product: protein FAR1-RELATED SEQUENCE 9-like
Exons: 2
Coding region: 1-1095 (364 amino acids)
Biological process (GO): regulation of DNA-templated transcription
Molecular function (GO): zinc ion binding
Source: RefSeq, a predicted model, not a curated record